This is a messenger RNA of Trichoderma gamsii, 1587 nucleotides long. RefSeq names its product pyruvate kinase. Gene Ontology annotation, cellular component: cytoplasm. The record is from RefSeq and is a predicted model, not a curated record. The coding region runs from base 1 to 1587 and encodes 528 amino acids. The transcript has 2 exons. NCBI's taxonomy places the organism in Eukaryota, Fungi, Ascomycota, Sordariomycetes, Hypocreales, Hypocreaceae. Gene Ontology annotation, molecular function: magnesium ion binding; pyruvate kinase activity; potassium ion binding. Gene Ontology annotation, biological process: glycolytic process.
AUGGCUACCACGGCCCAGGACCACCUGGAUAUCGGCGGCCGCAUCAAUUGGCUUGCCUCUCUCAAGACGGAGUUCACGCCUGCCCGCAACUUCCGCCGCACCUCCAUCAUCUGCACCAUCGGCCCCAAGACCAACUCGGUCGAGGCCAUCAACAAGCUCCGUGAUGCCGGCCUGAACGUGGCCCGCAUGAACUUCUCCCACGGCAGCUACGAGUACCACCAGUCUGUCAUUGACAAUGUGCGCGCCGCCGAGGCUGCCCACGCUGGCCGACCAGUUGCCAUUGCCCUGGACACCAAGGGCCCCGAGAUCCGAACUGGUAACACCACUGGCGAUGUCGAUAUUCCCAUUUCCGUCGGCACUGUCAUGAACUUCACCACCGAUGAGAAGUACAGCACCUCAUGUGAUACCAGCAACAUGUAUGUCGACUACAAGAACAUUACCAAGGUCAUCCAGCCUGGCCGUAUCAUCUACGUCGACGAUGGUGUUCUUGCUUUCGACGUCCUGAGCAUCAAGGACGACAAGACCAUCGAGGUCCGCGCCCGAAACAACGGCUUCAUUUCCUCCCGAAAGGGGGUCAACUUGCCCAACACCGAUGUCGACCUUCCCGCUCUCUCUGAGAAGGACAAGGCCGAUCUGCGGUUUGGUGUCAAGAACAACGUCGACAUGGUCUUUGCCUCAUUUAUCCGUCGUGCCCAGGAUAUCGAGGAUAUCCGUGAGGUUUUGGGAGAGGAGGGCAAGCGAAUCCAGAUCAUUGCCAAGAUUGAGAACCGACAAGGUCUCAACAACUUUGCCGAGAUUCUCGAGGCUACUGACGGUGUCAUGGUUGCCCGUGGUGAUCUUGGUAUCGAGAUUCCUGCCGCCGAGGUCUUUGCUGCCCAGAAGAAGAUGAUUGCCAUGUGCAACGUCGCCGGCAAGCCAGUCAUCUGCGCUACCCAGAUGCUGGAGUCCAUGAUCAAGAACCCUCGUCCUACCCGUGCCGAGAUCAGCGACGUUGGUAACGCCGUCACCGAUGGCGCUGACUGCGUGAUGCUGUCAGGUGAGACCGCCAAGGGUAACUACCCUGCCGAGUCCGUCCACGAGAUGCACGAGGCCAGUCUCAAGGCUGAGAACACCAUCCCCUACGUCUCCCACUUCGAGGAGCUUUGCACCCUGGUGAAGCGCCCCGUUUCUCCCGUCGAGUCCUGCGCCAUGGCUGCUGUCCGUGCCUCUCUCGAUCUUGCCGCCGGCGGUAUCAUUGUCCUGUCCACCUCUGGUGACUCUGCCCGUCUGCUGUCCAAGUACCGCCCGGUCUGCCCCAUCUUCAUGGUGACCCGAAACCCCACCACCUCUCGAUUCAGCCACCUGUAUCGUGGCGUCUAUCCUUUCCUGUAUCCCGAGCAGAAGCCCGACUUUGAGACUGUCAACUGGCAGGAGGAUGUUGACAAGCGCAUCAAGUGGGCAGUCACCAACGCCAUUAAGCUUGGCACUCUGGCCGAGGGCGAUACCGUUGUUGUCGUCCAGGGCUGGAAGGGUGGCAUGGGCAACACCAACACCCUGCGCAUUGUCCGCGCCGACCCCGCCCACCUGGGUAUUGGCCAGAUGGAGUAG